This is a messenger RNA of Mytilinidion resinicola, 807 nucleotides long. RefSeq lists its product as uncharacterized. The record is from RefSeq and is a predicted model, not a curated record. The coding region runs from base 1 to 807 and encodes 268 amino acids. Lineage: Eukaryota; Fungi; Ascomycota; Dothideomycetes; Mytilinidiales; Mytilinidiaceae. The transcript has 3 exons.
AUGCAAAAGAUCGUCGAGGGAAUUCUGGAGGCUCUUAGAAAAGACCAAGACUCGAGAGGUGCGACUCUCAUCAUAACGACAUCUGAUGCAUUCGACGAUGCGGUCCAGGGACCGGCGACUUCAGGGGAACAGCUAAACAUGUAUUUGCCUGGAACCAUGCAUCGAAGCAACUUCAAUGGCCCCGCGCUAGACGGAGUCAGAAGACCCGACUCUGGCCAGACUCGAAUCGCCGCCCGAAGCCAUCCAGACGUCCGAAGCCAUCCAGACGACCGACAACACAAUGGAAAAUCCGGGACACAAGAUCACACCGACGAAGUCGGGUAUAACCCCGUCCUAGGCUCCAGAAUGGGUGUGACAGCACUCCAAUUCCAAGUUAGGCGCCAUAGGCAAGAUCUGGAAGCUCGAGCAAGAGAUCCACGCGCAAGGGCAAUCUCUAACGAAGCGAUCAGAGACGACCUGCUAGGCCCGGAUGCAAGUAUUCAACACUGUGUCGACAACAUUCAAUCUACUGCUGCCGACACUGGUAUAUCCCAGAAUGUGGAAUGCCCCCAAGAAUUUGCCAUCCUUAUGGCCCGUAUAACUCGCUGCACUAGCGCACCUAUGCACCAACGACUAGAACAACUACGGAUGAAGCUUGUGGCACACAACCGCCUAGAUCGAUACCUUCUUCAUGCCAUGGUCUGGUCAGCUUUGGCUGGCUGGGUUUUCGAAUCGGAUUUCCCUGCGCCGCCCCCGGUAAAUCUAGUAGAUUGGAGAGUCAUCAAUCUCUCGAGCGUGCUAUAUGUUAGUAUAGGCUUCCUGCUUUAA